Messenger RNA from Arvicanthis niloticus (Nile rat), 1380 nucleotides. The record is from RefSeq and is a predicted model, not a curated record. NCBI's taxonomy places the organism in Eukaryota, Metazoa, Chordata, Mammalia, Rodentia, Muridae.
GCGGCCGAAGGGAGCGCAGAGCAGACGGAUCGCGGGACGGGGAAGGGAGAACGCGGGCCGCGCCGGACCUGGGCGACCGGGGCGAGCAGGAGAGGGCCCGCGGUCGCCGGAGGAGACGCGGCCGCCGCUGCUGCGAGAGCCUCGCGGAGCCCGCCCUUGGCCUUGGCCUUCUGGCGCUGAGGCUGCCGCUGCGGGAGUUGCUGCCGAGCCGGAGCAGAGAGAAAGAGGGAGACAGGGAGAGCCGCGAGCUUUCGGCGCCUUCGCUCUGAUUCACACACGCUCACAACCCCGAGGGCCGGGGAGAGAAGUCCAGGCGCUAUCGCUUUAGCGAUUAAUAACCAGUCUUGAUACAUCAUCAAAAGCAUAGUCUUUGCAAGAUGGCUUACCAGACAUGUCUUUACCCUUGUUCUGUAAACAGUCUCUUGCCCAACAGACAUUUUGCUGCUGCUGCUACAAAGCCUGCAAGAAAAAUUAAAAAAGGUGCCAAGGAAAAGACAUCAGAUGAAAAACCAGUAUAUGAUAUAGAGAAAAUAAAGUCAUACACGUACAUGGCAAGUGAUCCUGAAGACGAUGUCUACUUAAAACGCUUAUACCCACGGCGGAUCUAUGAAGUAGAAACAGCUAUUCACUUACUUAAGAAGUUUCAAGUUCUGGACUUUACCAAUCCAAAGCAAGGCGUUUAUCUUGAUUUAACAUUAGAUAUGGCAUUGGGAAAAAAGAAAAAAGUGGAGCCAUUUACCAGUGUCAUUGCAUUACCACACCCUUUCUCAUCAGAAGUCAACAAAGUCGCUGUGUUUACCGGGAAUGCAUCAGAAAUUAAAAUAGCAGAAGAAAACGGAGCUGCAUUUGCAGGAGGCACAGAUCUGGUCACGAAGAUCUUGGAUGAUGAGGUUGUUGUGGACUUUUAUGUAGCUGUCCCAGAAGUGAUGGGUGAACUUAACCCUUUAAAGAAGAAACUGAAAAAAAGAUUUCCAAAGGCUACUAGAAAUUCCGUUGGCCGUGACAUCCCUAAAAUGCUUGAAUUAUUUAAAACUGCACAGGAAAUUAUGGUAGAUGAAGAAAGGCAGAACUUCCUCAGCACCAAAAUAGCAACAUUAGAUAUGCCAAGUGAUCAGAUAGCUGCCAAUCUUCAAGCAGUUAUAAAUGAGGUCUGUAGGCACAGACCACUGAAUUUGGGUCCGUUUGUGGUUCGUGCCUUCCUUCGUAGUUCAACCAGUGAAGGCUUGCUACUGAAGACUGACUCAUUGUUGCCCAGAGAGGCUGAAACGGAAGAAGCUGAAACCACAGAAGCUGCCUAGAAGUGUUAUAUUGUGAAACUAUUAGGGCGAUAUGUGUGUGUCAAGAAACAACAGAGAUAUCUAUAAAACUGUGUAAUUUCUA